UCAUUACUUCACCGUUUUGUUCACUGUGAGAAUCGAACCAAAACCUAAUCUUAAAACUACCUUUUUCCCUUUAUAGCAUGUGUUCUCGAUUCAUGGCUCGUUCUAUUGAAUUCGAGUUCUUCUCGAUUCCUUAGCAGACGUUCUUCAUAGUGGAGCGGAGCUGCUGGUUAGAGUGAACAGAGCUGCUGCUGCUGGCCGGAGGAAAGAUGGGUUGCUGCUGUGAAAAACUAAUCUCGCUCAAGGUUCUUAUUUGUGUUUCUAUUUGGAGAACAAUAUCAGUUUUGUUCACAAAUUGCCAUCAUGGUUUUUUUAGCUUCUUUCUCCCAUUGCCAUCUCUGAUAGUUUACUAUUUAACA
Molecule: messenger RNA, 356 nt
Organism: Linum tenue
Lineage: Eukaryota; Viridiplantae; Streptophyta; Magnoliopsida; Malpighiales; Linaceae
Source: the annotation of a GenBank genome assembly